Molecule: messenger RNA, 2177 nt
Organism: Ochlerotatus camptorhynchus
Lineage: Eukaryota; Metazoa; Arthropoda; Insecta; Diptera; Culicidae
Product: CKLF-like MARVEL transmembrane domain-containing protein 4
Exons: 4
Coding region: 737-1258 (173 amino acids)
Cellular component (GO): membrane
Source: RefSeq, a predicted model, not a curated record
GUUCAGUUUCGAGUGAACGGUUCCAACGAACGGUUGUGGUAUAGUUUUUGACCAGCGAGCUUAUUCUGCGCACCCCGUGAGAAAACAAGCUGUAUAUCUCCAGAAGGAAUACCAACCAGCCGUGUGCAUUGCAAGCCCAAGCAGAGAGAACGGAAGAGCGAGAAAGGAGAAAAACAGGUCUGGUUCCAUUGAAGAAACAGCACACCUGUUUAUUUUUUUUUAUCUAAAGACUACGUUUUUUUAAUAAUCGCUCCGGACGGUGCAGUUUCAGUGUAGGAGAAAAGCGUAAGGUGAAAAUGCAUAUUUAAUCAACGCAAUUAAAACCUUCUAGUUCGGGUUUGAUCGUUGGGAAAGGGGUCUUUUGUAGAGGCUGAUAGGCGAAUAGUAGUGUCACCAAGCGGCAAAGUGCGAUAUUUUUGUGAGCAAGUGAUACUCUUUCAACCGGGAACUGAGUGCGUACGAUUAGAAAACUGCGCUUCAAAAAUAGAUCUCAAGCUAGUCACAAGCUGAAGAUCUCCUUCGACUACCCCGGAGAGUAGGAGUGGCUGUGUACGUGUGUGUAUGUGCUGCGCUUAGGUGAAAAGUGUACGAGAGAGAGAGAGAGAGGGAUUCCCGUUUUGUUUUGUGAGUGCUGUGGUGGUGUAAAAAGUGUCACACAAGUGCGGAGUGUUGUUUUGGAGUUGGGGAGAAAGUUUCCAAAGUGUGUUGAACAGCCGUGUAAUCGUGUAAGAUAGCCAUGAUGACCGAAACUGUGGUAACGGUGGAUCAGUCGCAGGCGGCGCCUCCUAAUGCAGCCAACCAGGCACAGGCCAAACCGGACAACAGCUUGAACUGGAUCAAGUUCAACAUUCAGUACUUCCAGUCCAUUCCGGGCAUUCUGAAGCUGGUGCAGCUGGUGUUCGGUAUCAUUUGCAUGGCCUGCGCAUCACCUGCCCUGCUUGGCGGUACCCACUGGUUCCUGUUCGUCGUCGUCACAUCGUUCAUCGCAACCGUCUUGUGGAGCUUCGUCUAUCUGCUCGGCAUCCGGGAGGUGCUGAAUCUGCCGAUCAACUGGAUUCUGACGGAACUGCUCAACACUGGCAUUGCGAUGGUCCUGUACUUUAUCGCGUUCAUUGUGCAACUGGCGUCAUGGUCCAACAUACAUGGCUAUGCAAGGAGUGCGAACAUUGCUGCUGGGGUGUUCGGUAUCUUCAACUUCCUGGCAUACUCAGCGGGCACUUACUUCCUCUUUGUGGAACACAAAUCCAGCGGAGUGUAACCUCGUCGAAAUAAAACAAACCACCGACCAACAAGGACGUGAAUAGGGUUACAUCAAACACAUCAGCACUUAACUAAUAAGACACCUAGAGUAAUCUGAUGGAAUGGAAGAAUGGAAAUGUUCCAUCAGUGAGUGUAGGUGACAUCCUUUCGAAAAAAGGAUGCUCAUGGUGGGUGUUUAAAGUUGGCAAUCAACUUGCUUUCAGUACACAUCUACUUACAAUUAAUGGUUAGUGAAAUCAAAGUAGCAAAAUGCAUCAAAUGAAGUCAUUUUCUAUACAAUCACACACACACAAGCUAGGUAACGAACAUACAAACAAAUCAGUGCAUUUUAUUGUGUAGACAUGUUUUCUUUAUUUACAUUUUAAGCGAAUAAUCUUGUUCUUUUUACUUUUUUGUUAUCGUUUAUAUCCGUCACAACUUAACUUUUUCAAUCAAAACCAAAAAAACUGACGUAAAGCCUUCGUUGACUACCAUAAAAAAAAACACACACACACAGAAAAUUAAUGACUUACCUACACACGAUCGAAAGCCAUUUGUUACACAGUGAAAAUAAUAAUAAUACAAAACUAGGCAACUUGUAGAGAAGAAGCUAUGUUUAGGCUGCGUCGGAAAUUAACAAUUAAUAAUCAUUAAGGUAUGUUAAAUAAUGUUUAACAACGUUUAUAACCGUGCAAAAUUAGCAUAGGGAGCAAAAUUUCAGAUAUCUUAAUGCCUAUAGAAGAAGUUUGGGGACGUGCGUACCUAACCUCUUUCGUCGUGAAAAAAAAAAACAAACCAAUCAACAAGCCUUAUGUACGAACGUCUAUUUUAGCGUUGUAAUUUGUAUUUAAAUAAUCGUUAACUUUAUUGAAAGUGUACGCACUAUCAAUCACGACGAAUAUUUUUAUCUGAAUAAAUGGAAAAUUAUUUAUGUUCAA